Molecule: messenger RNA, 2925 nt
Organism: Archocentrus centrarchus (flier cichlid)
Lineage: Eukaryota; Metazoa; Chordata; Actinopteri; Cichliformes; Cichlidae
Gene: zdbf2
Product: zinc finger, DBF-type containing 2
Source: RefSeq, a predicted model, not a curated record
AUGUCGUCCAGAUCUCCAGUCAGGAUGUCCGACUCCUCUGCUGAAGAUGAUCAGAGGAAGGCGGAGCCUACCAGCAGGAAGUGGGCGGAGCCUCAGCCUGGUCCAUCCAGGGUUGAGCCCAGCAGACAGGGUUACUGUGGAUACUGUAGAGUCCUGUACAGGAACCUGGACCAGCGCUUUCUUCAGGACGUCCUGCAGCACCACCCGCAUCGCUACGACGACCCCAGACCCUCCCACACUGACCUCCCAUCAGUGUCUGCCCCCCUGCUGCCGAGGGCGGAGCUUGAUGAACGUUUCUCUGACAACGACAGCCAGUGUCGCGGUACCCAGGAACACCUGCCGAGCUCUGAUGAUGCGUCCUGUCAGCCAGCCAGUCGACUGGAAGACGAUGCUGCCCGCAGCCAAUUGGGAGAGAGGGCAGGUCAGGAGAGGCUGUCUGCACCAAUAAGAGAGCAGAAGGGAGGGGUCACUGACCACACACAUGCCGCUCACCGCAGAGCCCUACCCACACAGUCUGAGGACCCACACUCUCAGUCUCAGGCUCCACCCCCUGUCCACAGGAAAGCCCACAGAAAGACUAACAGGAGGAAAACCAGCGACUCCUCGUCCUCCUCGCAGCCCCCCAGAGGUCCAGGCCCCAACCGCCGGCCCCACCUGACCCUCACAGACCUCCGGCCCAGCCUUGAUGGUUGUCAGAAGCCCUGGAUCGCCUGGCAGAGGGAGAGGAGGGAGGCCCACAGGGAGGAGGCGUUCUCCUCGGACCACACGGACCCGCUGGACCGGACCAUCGAGGAGGUGAUCCAGAAGUAUUGUCAUGGCGUCACUUCCUGCCAGGAUGAGACUGACAGCUUCCGGCUCAGUAUUUCUGUCUCCAUGGAAACACAGAGUGAAGAAUGGGACUCACCUGUGCAGGUGGUCUUCCAGCGAGCGCGGACUCUCAGAGACACACCCGUGCAGGUGAGUCGGACGGAGGGGCGGGACCUCGGCCGUCUGAUGGAUACGCAGGUGGACGUGGAAGACCAACUGUACUCACACCAGUUGGACUCUGCCCUCCACGGGCCCGGUGACGUAGUGGAGGACGGGUUCUGGGCCCUGCCCAUUGAGGAGGUACGGCCGGCCCCAGAGCGUAUCCCAGAAUCCUUCAGGGGGAAGACCUGGACUCAGAUCGAGCAGGAGGACGAGGAGAAGGUGGAGAGGCUGGUGAGGCAGUUCAGGCGCGGGCGCUUCAUCUGCUACUUCGACACAGAGUCCCUCGCCAGGUAUGGUAGGCGGAGCCAGAAGAAGAAGGAGCAUGCUGUCCCUGAGGCGGUGGAGCCAGAUGCAGGUGUGCUGCCCUUGAUGGAGCAGAAUGAGGCUGACUCUCUGUACGUGAGGAGGAGGAGGGGCAGGAGGCGGGGCUUCAGGCUGGCAUCCAGGUGUCAGGUGGUGAAGGUCAGUCACAGCACUCAGACCGUCCGAUUGGUCAUUCCUGCUGUUCAUCAGCUAUCUCCAGAAGCCCAGCCCACCGGCAACCCAGAAGCCAAUCAGGAGGCAGCUGAGAGGACACCUGAUGCGCAGACAUGGCGUUCUCUCCCCUCAUCCUACUCCAGCAUUAUCACACCUGUGCAGCCAGGCACCUCACUGGUCUACCUGCUCUCCUCUCCAUCAGGCCCCACCCCCACCUGCUUGCCCACGGCAGGCUCUGCCCAGAAACAUUGCAGGAAGAAACGGCGUCCGCUGGACCAGCAGGGGUUGAAGGUCAAAUACAAGCGGCUUCCUGUCAAGUUCUAUGACCCCACCUCCAACCGUGUCCUUAAGAACCCACCCAGAGGCUUCCUGUGGCACAGAAGCUCCUCCCCCUCUGCCACCACCACCUGUGUUCGUCAGUUGUUCAGGAGUCUGAGCCCAGACCUGAACACUGACAAACCGCCCAUAGAGGUCAAAGGUCACAGCAGCAACUUCCUCCUGAGCACACUCACCAGGGACUCUGCUCAGACUGACACGUCUCAGGCUCCGCCCCUUGAUGGCCAGACAGAGAGCCGAAGGGAUGUUAGAAGGGAGAGGACACGCCCCCCAUCCUCCCAGAGACGAACAAGAGCUCAGGCCACGCCCCCUCCACCCAGGAGGGAGGCACUGCGCCGGGCUGGACCUGGCAGGAAACUCCCGGACUCUGCGGGUCACGCCCCCCUGCUGUCAUCUCGCCGGGGGAGGGGCCGCAGGCCACGGAGAUAGCAAGGUAGACACCUGUCAGAUUUUCAAAAUAAAAGACUUGUUUUUCAUAAAACCUGAUUGAGCUGGUUAUCGUGAGGUUAUUGAUGAGGGUAUUGAUCAGUUAUUGGUGAAUAAUGUAGCAGUUUAUAAAUGAGGCCGUAUGGAGGCCUGCUGGUGCCAAUAUUGUAAUGACUCAUAAAUUAAAACUCUGAAUCCAUUUAUCAUUUUUACUGCAUUUGUAUCUUGACUCACCUGUUGCUCACCUGUCCAGGUGUGAGCUAACAUCUCUUAAAAGCUGAGUUUCUUUUGGCCAAAAUGAUGUUUUCAAACCUGAUAAUUAAAAUGUAAAAAUCUAUUUAUGAAGUUUAAUGUCACAUUUUAAUUUUUUAAAAUUUUGAAUAUUGUGUAGCUUUUGUUAUUUUUAAUUUUAAAUUUAAGUUUACUUUAAGUUUUAUUAUGAUGAGAAAUGUCUGAGUAAAAUUGAUAAAUGGAUUUUAUUUAUUAUGGGCAAAAAAAACUAUAAAAAUGAGAAAAUGUUAUGAAACACAAUUAUAUUUAUUUAAAUUUCUUCAUAAAUUGUUACAGAAACAUGAAAAUGAGACUUGAUGAUUUGACAAAGAUCCUGGCAGCUGUAUGCCUCCAUAACAACACACCUGGUACAUUUUCUGCAGGUGAACUUUGAUACUUUUUGUAUCUGAAUUUAUUUAAUGUUUAAAUAAAAUUUUCUAAGCUGGA